Gossypium raimondii (Peruvian cotton) is the source of this 855-nucleotide messenger RNA. RefSeq names its product disease resistance-like protein DSC1. The coding region runs from base 1 to 855 and encodes 284 amino acids. Lineage: Eukaryota; Viridiplantae; Streptophyta; Magnoliopsida; Malvales; Malvaceae. The record is from RefSeq and is a predicted model, not a curated record. The transcript has 3 exons.
AUGGUUGGAUUUGCUCUCAAUGGUGGUGGCUCGACAUCAUUUUCAACUGCACUCCACAGAUCAAGUGCUUGGAGACAUGCUGCUGCUGCUCACGAUGCUGGUAGUUUGUUGCAUUGCAGACCAAUGCUCAACAGUUUCUUCCACUUGCAUCGGAAAGAUCUAGCAGACAUUUUGGUGGUUAUCAACAAAACAGAGAAGGCAUCUGAAGGGUUUCGCUUUCUCAGAUGUCUAGGGAAAAGGAAACAAGCAAAGUUUUUGGAGCUCGACUUGAGUGAAACAGCCAUAGCAGAACCACCAUCCUUUAUUUUUCAAUUUAAAAAUCUUAAAGUUCUUUCUUUCAAUGGGCGCAAGGGACCAUCAUAUAAGUUACUACCAAAUUUGCCUUCUCUUUUCAAGGUAAUCCAAGGAAGAAGGACGAAUCCCAUGGCUCAGAUGUUGCCUUUGUUGUCAGGUUUGAGUUCUUUAAGAGAGCUAAAACUAAGGGACUGCAAUCUUUGUGAAGGAGAUCUUCCACGUGAUAUUUAUGGUCUAUCCUCUUUGUGGCCUCUUGAUCUUAGUGGUAACAAUUUCAUCAGCAUACUUGCAUCUCUUACUCGACUCUCGAAGCUCGGAAAUCUUAUAUUGUCAAAUUGCAACAUGUGCACUCUUGGUGAAGCAGAUAUUCAUGGUGAUAUUUCUGGUAUAUCCUCUUUGAUACGUUUUGAUCUUAGUGGUAAGAAUUUCAUCACCAUUCCUUUGGCUCUUACUCAACUUUCCAGGCUCAAAUUGCUUAAAUUGUCAGGUUGCAAGAUGCUUAAAUCGUUGCCUGAGCUACCAACAAGUAUAGCAGCUGUGCAUAUAGAUGGUUGUUCUUGA